CAUUUGUGCAACAUGAAAUAUCUAUACAAACGAAGAACGCCUCGCCGGGCGAAAAGUAGGGAUGCAAGCGUCUUCGAGUAGUGGCCCAGAUGUCUGCCCUAAAAGGCUAAGUUAUUUGUGUAUCGCUCAAGACUUCGUCUUAACUUGAGAGCAGCGAACACAGUGCGGAUUUGGCAAAGGUCGCCUCGUUUUGGUCUGGGGGGUCGCGCCCCCAUCGCCACGAAGGCACCUCCUCCCACACACGGCUGCACGGGCCCAACCCCGCAGUCCCUUCUCAGGGCACUUCCGAAUCGCCGGCCACUGCCCGUAAGCCGUCAUAAAGUCACAUACACAUUGCAGGGUUCCCUUUCAACUUCAUAACUUGGCCUCUUCCUACCUAGACUUCCACUCAACAUUCGACUUGCACAAUUCCCGGCUGAACCUUUGUUUCUUUAAGGCUUCCUCUUGCUGUUAGCGCAAAGCGCAUCAGCUGCUAGACAUCUCACUUUACAGCACGAACUGCUAUCUUCAGCGGCCGUCACGAAUGUCGUUCCUGGCGUGCUUCGGCAAGGGUAAAGGCAAUGGCAAGCGGAAGGCAGCCUACCUUGAGAAGCCGACCUCGUCGGCGCCCAGGGAGAGGGAAGUGGAGAGGGUGUUCACGACUGGCACUGGUGUGCGCCUCGUCAUCAAGAGCGGCGAUAUCACACAGGAAGACGUCGACGCUAUAGUAAAUGCAGCAAAUGAGCGCAUGCUCGGUGGCGGAGGCGUGGAUGGCGCAAUACACAAGACGGCCGGGCCGCAGCUGCUGGAGGCUUGCCGCGCCGUGCCGGAGGUGGAGCCGGAUGUGCGCUGCCCGACAGGCGAAGCACGGAUCACGCCGGGCUUCAAGCUUAAGGCGCGACACGUCAUCCACACAGUGGGACCUGUGUACAGGAGCGACGGCGUGUCCGCACCGCUGCUGGCGGCCGCAGUCAGCAACUCACUGCGGCUGGCAGCGGAGAAGGGUGUGACCUCCAUUUCCUUCCCGGCCAUCAGCACCGGCGUGUACGGCUACCCAGGCGACAAGGCGGCAAGGGUGUCCAUCACCGUUGUGACCGAGACCCUGGCCGCCCUCGACGCCAAGGGGCAGCCGCUGCGGAACGCGCAGCAAGCCGCUGUGGCGGCAGGUGCGGGCGUGGACGCGACGCCAGAGCAGCCAGGGAGCACACCCCAGCAAUGGCAGGGCUGCAGCCUUAAGGAGGUGAGGUUCGUGCUGUUUGGCAACGCGCUCUAUAAGGAGUUUGCUCGGGCGGCGGAAGAGACGGUCAACACGCCAGCCACGCCGCUGGCGACACAAUGAGCUGCAGCCGGAUGCCCGGAUCACAGAGCCCAGAGGCAGCUGUGAGGAGAACACUUUCAGGACUCUAAGGAGGAGGUGUAACACACACCAGGUUAGCACGGCGGCGAACGGCAAGUCAUUGAUAGUGGCUGUGAGGCGGUGGUUUGUGAGAGCUAGCAAGUUGCGUCCGGCGGUGGCCGCGGUGCGAACGGUGGACUGUGGGUUUUGUGGACACCGUGCCGCACAGGUAUGCACACGCUGUCACGUUGUGAUAAGCGCUCUCGUGCGUCCUGGCGUCCUGCUGAAGCUGAUGAGGCCGAAGCAGGAGUGUGCUUGUCUGAGAGUGCGGACAAUUUGCUGCGGGCAGUGCAGUAAGGCUACGAAAGGCCACAGUACACGCCAGAUUCUUUCACCACUGAUUCGAUGCAACCAGACAUUCAUAUGGCCAAGCAUCGGAUGGGGCUCAGUAUCAAACGCACUGCUCCAAUCAUGCAGACGCUGCUAAGUGGAACCAGCACCUUCCCAGGGGUGACAAGAAGUGCCCUCUCUACGUUGAUGGCGUGGAGGAUGCAAGGCGUGUGCUGCUUUCGUGUCCGGUCACAGACACUUCCAAGU
Molecule: messenger RNA, 1912 nt
Organism: Chlamydomonas reinhardtii
Lineage: Eukaryota; Viridiplantae; Chlorophyta; Chlorophyceae; Chlamydomonadales; Chlamydomonadaceae
Exons: 7
Coding region: 728-1318 (196 amino acids)
Source: RefSeq, a predicted model, not a curated record